AUGCCGGGCGUCCCCUCGUACCGCGGCUGUGAAGCCUGUCGUCGGCAGAAGAAGAAGUGCGACCAGGCUAGACCCGCGUGCUCCCGCUGCGCCCGCCUCAAGAUCCCGUGUAUAGGCUGCGGCCAGCAGCGCUUCAAGUUCAAAGACGAGACAAAGGCCCUGCGAGCGGCAAACGCGCCACCAUCUGAUUUCGCCGCCGCCGCCGCCGCCGCCUCCUCCCCUGCCCCCGGAAUCCACGGCAGCCCCCCUCCAUCGCGGCCUCUGAGCAACCAGACGACUCGGACCAGCGGCGCCAUUGUCUCGGUCCUGCAGAUAUCAGACCCCCGCUACGAUCUCUUCGCCUUUGGCCCCUUCAUCAAGGACAUCCCGUCCCGGCUGGGCACACAUGCGGCCCUGGAUGCGUCCGCAGACGCCCUUGCCAGCGCCUUCAGCUGCGUCCACACCAGGUGCAUCACGCCCGAGUCUCUCGCCAAGUAUGCCCGUGCCCUCCGCUCGGUCCAGAACAGCCUGCAAAGUCCCGCUACGGCCUACUCGGAGCAGACACUUUGUGCCAUCUACUUCAUCAUGCUUUGCCAGGGCUGGAUCGCCAACGACGACAACCCAUUUCCAGGACACGGCCCGGCAAUGGCGCAUUUGCUCAACGUCAUCGUCUCCAACAACUGGCAUAAUGCAUUCAACAGUGCUAUACUCAUCACCAUAAGUGUGUCUGUGGUAUGA
Hirsutella rhossiliensis is the source of this 717-nucleotide messenger RNA. RefSeq names its product fungal zn(2)-Cys(6) binuclear cluster domain-containing protein. The transcript is spliced from 3 exons. The record is from RefSeq and is a predicted model, not a curated record. Gene Ontology annotation, biological process: regulation of DNA-templated transcription. NCBI's taxonomy places the organism in Eukaryota, Fungi, Ascomycota, Sordariomycetes, Hypocreales, Ophiocordycipitaceae. Gene Ontology annotation, molecular function: DNA-binding transcription factor activity, RNA polymerase II-specific; zinc ion binding. Bases 1 to 717 code for a protein of 238 amino acids.